UUAAUUCAAAACAUUUCAAUACUACUACGUCGAGUUGAUGACUGGAGUUUCAGUAUAAAGUCGGUCUGAUUUCGUUGAAUUUAGUUUGGUUAUGAAGCUUACAAAUCAGGAAGUCCUUCUGCUUGUUAUUCAAGUGUUUUCUAUCUUUUGUUCAGUGAAUUGUGCAAGUUUACAAGUUGUAAGGAAGACAAAUGACAAGUACACUAGCAAUGAUGAGGCCAAGCAUGGUCAUGAAGUGAGUAAAGAUGAAGGUGAGAUCGAAAAACUUGAAGACAACAUGGCUGACAAUGAAGAAGAGGAACUUCCAGAUGACCUUGAAGGUAAAGAUGAUCCUCACGAAGAAAAUGACUCAGAAGAGAAAGAAUCUCAAGAUAACAAAGCACUAAUAACUCCACAAGAAAGUCAUGAGGAAGAUGAACCUCAGCACAAAGAGAAAUCUGAUGAUAAUUUUGAUGACARUGAGCUKGAUAAGGUACAAUGUSUACAGUUAUAUGACUGGUUGAAUUCUCAAGAGUUUUACCACAUGAGCUCAGAAAUGGAAAGUCAGACAAAUAGCUGUGCACUGAAAUGCCGUCUUAUUUGCUGCAUCUUGUCUGCCCCACUUACUACACUGAGUGAACAAGCAAAAGAUCAUGAAUAUACAUUACAAAGAUAGUUACCAUAGAAAACA
Molecule: messenger RNA, 670 nt
Organism: Exaiptasia diaphana
Lineage: Eukaryota; Metazoa; Cnidaria; Anthozoa; Actiniaria; Aiptasiidae
Exons: 3
Coding region: 92-655 (187 amino acids)
Source: RefSeq, a predicted model, not a curated record